AUGAUGGCAGGAGUGUUUGAUAUUGAAUUAAAUGAUCAUCAAUCCUGUGCAGCGGUGUCAGGUGACGAGGUGAUGGAGGAAGAUAAUGAGUACAUUGAUGUUGAAGAUGUUGGUUUUUACAAAGUACCCUUUGGACAUAUCAGUUCACCGCCGCCAAGCUCUUCUUAUUUGCAUGAUCCAUACCUCGAAAAAAUUGAUUUAGAUGAAUCAACAGUAAACCCACCUAAUACUCGUCUAGGUCCAGAGAAUUUUCAGCUGCUUAAAGUUUUGGGAAAGGGUGGAUAUGGAAAGGUAUUUCAAGUCAGGAAAACGAACGGAAAAGACAAAGGAAGGAUUUUUGCCAUGAAAGUUUUAAAGAAGGCAACAAUAAUCAGAAAUCAGAAAGAUACCGCUCAUACAAAAGCAGAAAGAAAUAUUUUGGAAGCAGUGAAAAGUCCAUUUAUUUGUGAUCUUUUGUAUGCUUUUCAAACAGGUGGCAAGCUUUAUUUGAUUUUGGAAUAUUUAAGUGGUGGCGAGUUAUUUAUGCAUUUGGAACGAGAAGGAUUGUUUAUGGAAGACACGGCAGCAUUUUACUUGAGUGAAAUAGUGUGUUCUUUAGAACAUCUGCAUCAACAAGGAAUUAUAUAUCGUGAUCUGAAACCGGAAAAUAUUUUGCUUGAUAGUCGAGGUCAUGUAAAAUUAACUGAUUUUGGUCUAUGUAAGGAGGCUAUUGAAGGUGAUCAGAAAACGCACACGUUUUGUGGAACCAUAGAAUAUAUGGCACCGGAAAUAUUGAUGAGAGUUGGACAUAAUAAAGCUGUAGAUUGGUGGAGUUUAGGUGCACUAACAUAUGAUAUGCUUACAGGUGGCCCACCAUUCACAGCCGAUAGCAGACGAAAAACCAUCGACAAAAUUUUGAAAGGACGGCUUACAUUACCAUCGUUCUUGAGCAUGGAAGCACGUGAUUUGAUUAAAAGGCUUUUGCGAAGACAUGUUGAAACACGCCUUGGAGCAGGUCCUGAAGAUGCCUGCGAAAUUAAGCGGCAUUGUUUUUUCCGGUCUCUUAAUUGGGAUGUAGUCUAUGCGAGACAGCUGGAACCACCGUAUAAACCAAAUAUCACAUCGGAAGAUGAUGUGUCAUUGUUCGACAGUAAAUUUACCAAGAUGACGCCAAUUGAUUCCCCUUGCGAGCAAAAUAUUUCAUUGUCAGUCAAUCCUUUUGAAGGUUUCACUUAUGUUGCACCAAGUGUAAUGGAAGAAAUGCAGAAACCCAAAAAUACAAAUUUACGAUCCUCGGAUGCAAAUCAGUGGUGA
Molecule: messenger RNA, 1293 nt
Organism: Thelazia callipaeda (thelaziosis nematode)
Lineage: Eukaryota; Metazoa; Nematoda; Chromadorea; Rhabditida; Thelaziidae
Source: the annotation of a GenBank genome assembly